Fusarium pseudograminearum CS3096 is the source of this 468-nucleotide messenger RNA. RefSeq lists its product as uncharacterized. Gene Ontology annotation, cellular component: mitochondrial outer membrane. The coding region runs from base 1 to 468 and encodes 155 amino acids. The transcript has 2 exons. Lineage: Eukaryota; Fungi; Ascomycota; Sordariomycetes; Hypocreales; Nectriaceae. The record is from RefSeq and is a predicted model, not a curated record. Gene Ontology annotation, biological process: intracellular protein transport.
AUGGUUACCCUUACCGAGGUCGAGGACGAGCACUUCCAGCACAGCCAGGCUGGUCCCGAGGUCGAGGAGGACGACGAGGAUUACUCGGAUACUGAUUCCGAGAUUUCUAACGAAUCCGACUACGACCCUUCAGAUGAGACUCUCGCUGAGCGAUUAUAUGCGCUGCGCGAUAUCGUACCUCCCACUACUCGCUCUUGGAUCUCCGGCAAGGCCAGCACCGUUAGCAAUGCCGCCUGGAGCGUUCUCUCUUUCAGCGGCAAGGGUGCUUGGGUGAUCACCACCUCGGCCCUCUUCUUCGGUGUUCCUUUCGCCCUGUCCUUCGCCGAGGACCAGCAGCUCACUGCCAUGGAGCAAGAGUACAACAUGCGACAAAGCGGUAGCGACCUUUUGACCGCUGGCUCCGAGCAGAGCACCGCCGAUCAGGUUGGCGCAGCUCUCGAGGGCAAGCCCGCUCAGCCUUCUCUGUAA